Messenger RNA from Anguilla rostrata (American eel), 4799 nucleotides. RefSeq names its product signal transducer and activator of transcription 5a (gene stat5a). The record is from RefSeq and is a predicted model, not a curated record. Gene Ontology annotation, molecular function: RNA polymerase II cis-regulatory region sequence-specific DNA binding; DNA-binding transcription factor activity, RNA polymerase II-specific. The transcript is spliced from 20 exons. Gene Ontology annotation, biological process: response to peptide hormone; defense response; regulation of transcription by RNA polymerase II. NCBI's taxonomy places the organism in Eukaryota, Metazoa, Chordata, Actinopteri, Anguilliformes, Anguillidae. The coding region runs from base 229 to 2586 and encodes 785 amino acids.
AUGGAGCUAGCUAGAUUGCGAGAGACCGAAAGAACGAGAGAAAACUGCGUAUCUGACAGGGACGUGGAGAGCUACUCUCUCUGCGUUGCAUGCACGGUGUGGAUAUUUCCUGUACUUUCAUGUUAAAAGAAAACUAAAUUUUACGUUCUGACGAGGUUUGUGGCUUUCCUCUCCAGAAUAUCGUGCUUGUACAUGGUAACAGAGAGCUGAAGACUGAGGGUGCUGAAGAUGGCAGUUUGGAUCCAGGCCCAGCAGCUCCAGGGGGAUGCGCUGCACCAGAUGCAGUCCCUCUACGGCCAGCACUUCCCCAUCGAGGUGCGCCACUACCUGUCCCAGUGGAUCGAGGGCCAGCUGUGGGACUCGAUCGACUUGGAGAACCCGCAGGAGGAGUUCAAGGCCAAGCGAAUGCUGGACAGUCUGAUCCAGGAGCUGCAGAACAAGGCCGAGCACCAGAUGGGGGAGGACGGCUUCUUGCUGAGAAUCAAACUGGGCCACUACGCCACUCAGCUAAAGAGCACGUAUGACCGAUGUCCGCUGGAGUUGGUGCGGUGUAUCAAACACAUCCUCUACACCGAGCAGAGGCUGGUGCGGGAGGCCACAAAUUCAAACUCCCCAGGGGGCGGGAUGCUGGACAGCAUGUCUCAGAAGUACCAGCAGAUCAACCAGGCGUUCGAGGAGCUGCGCGUGAUGACGCAGGACACGGAGAACGACCUGCGCAAGCUGCAGCACAACCAGGAGUACUUCAUCAUCCAGUACCAGGAGAGCCUGCGCAUUCAGGCCCAGCUGAGCAGCCUGUCCACCCUGCCCCCGGCCGACCGCCUGCUGAGGGAGCCCGCCCUGCAGAGCAAGAGGGCCACCGUGGAGGCCUGGCUCACCCGGGAGGCCAACACACUACAGAAAUACAGACUGGACCUGGCAGAGAAACACCAGAAGACCCUGCAGCUGCUCCGGAAGCAGCAGACCAUCAUCCUGGAUGACGAGCUGAUCCAGUGGAAGAGACGGCAACAGCUGGCGGGCAACGGGGGUCCACCAGAGGGGGGGCUGGACGUCCUGCAGUCCUGGUGUGAAAAGCUGGCGGAGAUGAUCUGGCAGAACCGGCAGCAGAUCCGGAGAGCCGAGCACCUCAGGCAGCAGCUGCCCAUCCCCGGCCCCAUCGAGGAGCUCCUGACCGAGCUCAACAGCACCAUCACAGACAUCAUCUCCGCGCUGGUCACCAGCACCUUCAUCAUCGAAAAGCAGCCCCCGCAGGUCCUGAAGACGCAGACAAAAUUCGCCGCCACCGUGCGGCUCCUGGUAGGGGGAAAGCUGAACGUCCACAUGAACCCUCCUCAGGUGAAGGCCACCAUCAUCAGCGAGCAGCAGGCCAAGGCCCUCUUAAAGAACGAGAACACCAGGAAUGACAGCAGUGGCGAGAUCCUCAACAACAACUGUGUAAUGGAGUACCACCAGACCACUGGGACACUCAGCGCCCACUUCAGGAACAUGUCUUUGAAGCGGAUCAAGCGCUCGGAUAGGCGCGGGGCGGAGUCGGUCACGGAGGAGAAGUUCACCAUUCUGUUCGAGUCGCAGUUCAGCGUGGGGGGCAAUGAGCUAGUAUUUCAAGUGAAGACAUUAUCACUUCCUGUGGUUGUGAUUGUCCACGGUAGCCAAGACAACAACGCCACUGCAACGGUACUUUGGGAUAAUGCUUUUGCUGAGCCGGGUCGGGUUCCCUUCAUCGUGCCGGAUAAGGUGCUGUGGCCCCAGCUGUGCGAGGCGCUCAACAUGAAGUACAAGGCCGAGGUGCAGAGCAACCGGGGGCUGUCGGAGGAGAACCUGGUCUUCCUGGCUCAGAAGGCCUUCAGCAGCUCCAGCAUCAACCCGGAGGACUACCGCAACAUGACCAUGUCCUGGUCUCAGUUCAACAGGGAAAGCCUACCUGGUCGGAACUUCACGUUUUGGCAGUGGUUUGACGGAGUCAUGGAGCUCAUGAAGAAGCACCUUAAACCACACUGGAAUGAUGGGGCAAUCUUGGGCUUUGUGAACAAGCAGCAGGCCCAGGACAUGCUGAUGUCCAAACCCAACGGGACCUUCCUGUUGCGCUUCAGUGACUCUGAGAUCGGGGGCAUCACCAUAGCCUGGGUGGCCGAGAACCCAAACAAACCAGGAGAGAGGAUGGUGUGGAACCUCAUGCCCUACACAACCAAAGACUUCUCUAUUCGCUCCCUGGCCGACCGCAUCAGCGACCUCAACCAUCUUCUGUUCCUCUACCCCGACCGGCCCAAGGACGAGGUCUUCUCCAAAUAUUACACCCCUCCUCUCUCGAAAGCAGUGGACGGCUACGUCAAACCGCAGAUUAAACAAGUUGUGCCUGAGUUCACCACAGCCAGUCCAGACCCAUCCGGAGGAAACCCCACCUACAUGGAUCAUGCGGCCUCCCCAUCUGUCAGUCACCCUCACAACUAUGGCAUUUACCCUCCCAUGAGUGAUUCAAUGCUGGAUGGAGAUGGAGAAUUUGACCUGGAAGACACCAUGGACGUAGCCAGACACGUGGAGGAACUGCUACGUCGGCCAAUGGAAACCCAGUGGAGUGGUCAACAAUCGUGACCCUUGACCUCUGACCCCUGACCCUAUACCGCACCAAAAGAAAGCACCCUUUAAUUUUCUGAUGUUUUGAUUCCAUUGUUGUUUUUAUUUCUGUUUAUGUUAAAUAACCACAAUGUGAAAUGUUAAUAAUGGUUGUUAAUCUGAGUAUUUUUUGUUGUUUGUUUCUCUUAUAGCAUGCUCAUCAAGUGGCAAAAGGACUUUGUCCUAGAUUCUGUCCCCUCUGUACCCGUUAAAGAGAUAACAACAGGGAAAAAAUUACAGUAAUUGAACUACACUGCUAAAAUAACAUUAAACAUAUUUCCCUGGUCAAAUUUUCUAUCUCUGUUUCACAUAAUAAUAAUAAUUAUUAUGAUUAUUAUUAUUAUUAUCAAAAGCACACAUUGUGAUGGGGAAAACAACAACAAGAAAAUACUAUACUAAAAGAAAAAAAAUCCAGGUCAACAUUUUUAAAUUAAUGGUUCAGAAGCUGUAUCAAAAUUACAUUAAACUGCCUAAAACGUUGUUAUAGAUUUCAUCAUUAUUAUUGUUAUGAUGAUGUGAUGUAAUUGAGGCUGUUUUUGUUUUGUUUUGUUUUUUUGAACAAUUAUUUCCAAGUGCUUGGUACUUGGUGGUGAGUUUUGUGUUGCAAAUAAAGUCCUGUAUUUGUUCCAAGGUGCCCGUGCCUGCCGUGGAGACAGACUCAUGUGACUAGGGGUGCGGCCCCUUCCGUGAGUGGGAGGCCACCGGCCAAUCGGAGCGCUGGUGCAAGACCCCUCUAUCGCUUCUCGUCUCAUCCCAGUAGUACACUAAAAAAAAAAAAAAGCACUUGCGUAACCGCGUCUAGAUUAAGUGUUCCUCUGUAUCCUCGGCCUUUACCGCGUUGUAUCUUGUAGCUACGUCCUUCACCAUCUCCUCUGCUGGUGUUUGUGCCCCUCCUCGAUCGUCAGUGUUAACACAGACGUGUUGUGUUUGAAUGGUUGUCAAAUGUGCAUGUGAAGGCUCGUGACGGACCCAGAGUUACGCAGUGGCUCCACUGUCCUGUGCACACUCCCCAUACCGAUGUGCACCUCCAACUCCAGCGAUUCCCCUACGCGGCUGUGAGAGCAGACAUUAGACACAGGUGAAGUUUAACGAGGAGUACAACAUAUGAAGGCAGUGGUGUAACGCCUCCUGUCUUGCAUACUGUACAAUAUCUCCAUCCUUUAUAUGGCUGCCUGAGCUUUCAAAAAUGCAGAGAUGUCCCUUUUGACUAUAUUAGCCAAAUGUUCUACCAUCAGUGUUUACAAUGUCUAAAGCAGUGACUACAUUUUCAAACAUUUCUUCUGUUGCUGACCUGUAAGUUGUUUUUUUUCCCCUUUGUCUUUGAAGUGAUGGUGAAAUCAAUGCUUUGCAAUUAUGGUCUGUGUUUGGACUUGGACUUAUCUCUGUGUCGAGUCAUACUGAGCAUGUGCAGCUGGAACCCUUUGUUGCCCCAACAACAGUGCAAAGUGUAAAAUACCUUCCUCCUAUCAUCAAAGACAAUUGCCCAUUUCAAUGAUUCCAAAUCCUCCCACCCCUUGCUGUGGAUCACAAUCACGUAAAAGCCAUAAGGUCUCAGGACAGGAUAACUGUAACAGGUGGAUGUAUCAAAAAAUAGAGAAGAAAAAAAAUAUGUAUAUGAAGUUAUUUUCUCUAAAAUAAUGCUAUUUUAAUAAUAUGUAAAUCUAUUGCAAGAUAACUAUAUGAGGGGGAAAUGGCUAACAACACAACCAUGGAUUUUCAUCAAAAGAAAUAAAAACAGCUGGAUAGUCAAUGUGGAAUCAGUAGCAGAAUAAAGAUUUGGUGCUUUUGUUUGUUUGACCGACAUCAUGGGUUUUAAAGUUUUUUUUUUUUUUUUUUUCAUGUAAAGGUUUUUUGCUGAUUGAAAGAGGGUCAAGUGACACAUGAGAAGUUAGGAAAUGUCUUUUAAUUUUUACAUUUAUUGUUAUUUUAAAUUCUGAUCGUUCUCUUGUUUCACCUAGCCUAUGUGUAAUCUCAAAGAUCUUGUCGAUGGAGUGUAGUCUGUCUCAUGUUUGUUCUUCAUUUGUGUUUGGUUUUAGUACCUGGAUGUAAGUUGAGAGGAAACAAUUGGAAAUAAAGUUUUAUAAAUAAUUUUAACAUUAAAAAAGAGAUUAUACUUUAAAUUAAAUGUUGAUAAGGGUCACGGUAUUAGUUGAAUUGCUAUGAAAAAGAAUUAAAGUACUGAAUAUUCUUGA